AUGACAGUGCCACAGAGGAUAAAGGCAAAUGGAGAUAUUGUUGAUGAUGAAAAUACUCCAAAUGGGAUGGUUACAGGAUGGGAUUAUGCAAACGAAAAAUUUGAUAUGAAAGUACCUGAAAGAAUUCUUGUUGCAGGUCAAGAUCAGCAUAUAGGCACUAAAGCUCCUCCACGUGAAAUUCAAUUGGACAAUGCUGUUUUGCCGACUGACCCAGGCAUGGUUCGUGUGAGCACACCUCCUCGAGUUAUUACUCUUGAUCAACAUUACUUCCCAUCAGCAGAUGACUACCCUAUGGAUUUGCCAAAUUCUCCACCAAGGAAUGUACGAAUGAUUAACUCCAUAAAUGACGGAGUAAAAGCAAUUACUCCAUUCCCUGACCAUUUCAAUGAAUCAACUAUGACUGAAUCACGUCUUGUGCUAAGAGACCCCACACCUCCAAUGGGCAAUGGAGAAGGACUUUCCACUUCAGAGGAGCUGGUACAUUUACGAAGGCAAAUUGUCAAAUUGAAUCGACGUGUGAUGGCUAUUGAAGCUGAACAAUUGCAACGUCAACAAAAAGAAAAAAUUGCUUAUGCAAUAAGUAUUGCAUAUUUAUUGUUUAAAGUUAUUGCUUGGCUGAAUAGGUCU
Molecule: messenger RNA, 627 nt
Organism: Brenthis ino (lesser marbled fritillary)
Lineage: Eukaryota; Metazoa; Arthropoda; Insecta; Lepidoptera; Nymphalidae
Source: the annotation of a GenBank genome assembly